This is a messenger RNA of Acomys russatus (golden spiny mouse), 5388 nucleotides long. It is a transcript of the gene Nid2, whose product is annotated as nidogen 2. NCBI's taxonomy places the organism in Eukaryota, Metazoa, Chordata, Mammalia, Rodentia, Muridae. Gene Ontology annotation, molecular function: calcium ion binding. The record is from RefSeq and is a predicted model, not a curated record. The transcript is spliced from 21 exons. Gene Ontology annotation, biological process: cell-matrix adhesion. The coding region runs from base 72 to 4250 and encodes 1392 amino acids. Gene Ontology annotation, cellular component: basement membrane.
GUUGGAGACUGGCGGGCAGUGUGGCCUGCUGAGACGCGCGGAGUGGAGGGUACAGCUAGGGAGGAGCGAGCAUGUCUCGGGACCCGACAGCCGGGCGACUGGCACCGCCAUCGCCUCGGUCGCUGCUGCUGGUGCUGCUGCUGCUGGUGCUGUCUCGUGUCGGGGCUCUGCGUCCCGACGAGCUCUUUCCUUACGGGGAGUCCUGGGGAGACCAGCUAUUGCCGGAGGGCGACGACGAAAGCUCACCAGCCGUGAAGCUGGCAAUACCCUUACGCUUCUACGAUGUCCAGUUCAACAACCUUUACGUGGGCACCAACGGCAUCAUCUCCACCCAGGACUUCCCCAGGGAGACGCAAUACGUAGAUGAUGAUUUUCCUACCGACUUCCCAGCCAUCGCCCCCUUCCUGGUUGACAUAGACACCAGCCAGGGCAGGGGCCGGAUCCUGUAUCGCGAGGACACCUCCCCGGCCGUCCUGAGUCUGGCUGCCCGCUACGUGCGCACAGGCUUCCCGCUGUCCGGGUCCAGCUUCACCCCCACCCACGCCUUCCUGGCCACCUGGGAGCACGUGGGCGCCUAUGAGGAGGUCAGGCGCGGGGCUGCGCCUUCGGGGGAGCGGAACACUUUCCAGACUGUUCUGGCAUCUGAUGACUCUGAUACCUACGCCCUCUUUCUCUAUCCUGCCAACGGACUUCAGUUCUUCGGAACCCGCCCCAAAGAGUCCUACAAUGUGCAGCUGCAGCUUCCCGCUAGGGUGGGCUUCUGCCGAGGGGAGGCAGAUGACCUGAAGAGAGAGGUGCUGUAUUUCAGCCUGACUAACACUGAGCAGUCUGUGAAAAACCUCUACCAACGAAGCAAUCUGGGGAUUCCUGGAGCAUGGGCUUUUCACAUCGGCGGCGGCCGGCUUCCCCUGGGCAAUGUCAAACCAGCCACAGCUGGAGUCAUCUUGUCCGCUGCCCACUCUUCAGCACCCCUGGCGCACUCCUUCAGCCAUGACACAGCCCUGGAGAGCUAUACUGAGGACACUUUUGAUUACUAUGAUGAGAGUGACGAGGAUAUUGAAUACCCACCGAUUGACCCAGGGGAGGCCGUGGAAGGCCACAGCAGAAUUGAUGUGUCAUUUGACUCAAAGGCUGAUCCAGGCCCUGUGGAAGGUGGGACAUCCUCUCCAGAGCCUGAUGGGGCUUCCCCUAUGCCACACCCAGCACCUGGUGACUGGCCAUCCUACCAGGAAUCUCAGACUAAACAGGGGGCACCUCUGGGAAAGGGAGAGAUGCUGGAUUUCAAGGACCCAGUGGAGCCUUUGCGACAGAUGGGCACCAGAGCCCCAGCUGCUCCAGACAAGGAAGGCCUUGGGAAUGGAAGCACCCAGCCCUACCCAGGUGCAGGGCCAGUGACGUCACAGCCAGAUGUUCCCAUCCCUCCUCUGGAAGGAGGGGUCCUUCCUAAUUACUCAGUGUCUGGUCACGUGCCACCCCUGAGCGGAGGGAGAUAUGUCGUAGGAGUGGAGGACCACGUAGGUGAUAAUGAUCAUGUCUUCACGUACAAUGGUGCCAACAGGGAAUCCUGUGAACGCAGCCAUGGCCAGUGCUCGCGACAUGCCUUCUGCACCGACUACACCACUGGCUUUUGCUGCCACUGCCAAUCCAGGUUUUACGGAAACGGGAAACACUGUCUGCCGGAAGGGGCACCUCACCGAGUCAAUGGGAAAGUGAGCGGCCACCUCCGAGUGGGCCACACUCCUGUGCACUUCACUGACGUGGAUCUGCACGCCUACGUGGUGGGCAAUGAUGGCCGAGCCUACACUGCCAUCAGCCACAUCCCACAGCCAGCAGCCCGGGCCCUCCUCCCUGUCGUGCCCAUCGGGGGCCUGUUCGGCUGGCUCUUUGCCCUGGAGAAGCCAGGCUCUGAGAAUGGCUUCAGCAUCACAGGUGCUACCUUUGUCCAUGACAUGGAAAUUACUUUUUACCCUGGCGAGGAGAGGGUUCGGAUCACUCAAACUGCUGAGGGGCUUGACCCAGAGAACUAUCUGAGCAUUAAGACCAACAUUGAAGGCCAGCUGCCCUUCAUCCCAGCGGAUUUCACAGCCCACAUUGCUCCCUACAAAGAGCUUUACCAUCACAGGGACUCAGUUGUGACCUCCUCCAGUUCUAGAAGUUUCUCUCUCACUUCUGGUUCUGUCAACCAGUCGUGGUCCUACCACAUCGACCAGAACAUCACUUACGAGGCAUGCAGGCACGCCCCCAGACACCUGGCCAUCCCUGCCACCCAGCAGCUGACUGUGGACCGGGCCUUUGCUUUGUACAGUGAGGAUGAGGGCGUGCUGAGGUUUGCUGUAACCAAUCAGAUUGGCCCUGUUGAAGUGGACUCAGUCCCUCCUGCUCCAGUGAAUCCUUGCUACGAUGGGAGCCACACGUGUGACACAACAGCAAAGUGCCACCCGGGAACAGGUGCAGACUACACCUGUGAGUGCACGCCGGGCUUCCAGGGAGACGGACGGAGCUGUGUGGACAUCAAUGAAUGUGCCACCGGCUUCCAUCGAUGUGGCCCUAAUUCUGUGUGUGUCAACCUGGUGGGAAGCUAUAGGUGUGCGUGCCGCAGUGGCUACGCGUUUGCAGAUGACCAGCACACUUGUAUCUUGGUCGCCCCACCUCCCAACCCUUGCCAAGAUGGUAGUCACACCUGUGCUCCAGAGGGGCAGGCUCGGUGCGUUCACCAUGGAGGCAGCUCAUUUAGCUGUGCCUGCCUACCAGGCUUUGUUGGCAACGGGCAUCAGUGUUCUGAUGUUGAUGAAUGUGUGGAAAACAGAUGUCAUGAGGCAGCUCUCUGCUACAACACCGCUGGGUCCUUCUCCUGCCGUUGCCAGCCUGGGUAUCACGGGGAUGGGUUUCACUGCACAUCUGCCACGGUUCCAGAAGAUUCCAUCUCAGGACUGAAGCCCUGUGAACAGCAGCAGCGUUACGCCCAAGCACAGCAUGCCUACCCUGGGUCACGGAUCCACAUCCCCCAGUGUGAUGACCAGGGCAACUUCGUGCCACUGCAGUGCCAUGGCAGCACUGGCUUCUGCUGGUGUGUGGACCCGAAUGGCUAUGAAGUCCCUGGCACCCAGACUCCACCUGGUUCCACCCCACCUCACUGUGGACCACCAUCAGAGCCCACCCAGAGGCCUCGGACUGUCUGUGAGCGGUGGAGGGAGAAGCUGCUGGAACACUACGGAGGCACGCCCAGGGAUGACCAGUAUGUGCCCCAGUGUGACGAGCUGGGCCACUUCGUACCCCUGCAGUGCCAUGGGAAGAGUGAUUUCUGUUGGUGCGUGGACAAGGACGGCAGAGAGCUACAGGGCACGCGCUCGCAGCCAGGCACCACACCUGCAUGUAUACCGACUGUUGCUCCACCCAUGGUGCGGCCCACACCCCGGCCUGAUGUGACUCCUCCGUCUGUGGGCACCUUCCUGCUCUAUGCCCAGGGCCAGCAGAUUGGCCACUUGCCCCUCAAUGGCAGCAGGCUUCAGAAGGAUGCAGCCAAGACUCUGUUGUCACUGCAUGGCUCCAUAGUUGUGGGGAUUGACUAUGACUGCCGGGAGAGGAUGGUCUACUGGACAGAUGUUGCCGGUCGGACCAUCAGUCGUGCCAGCCUGGAAGCAGGAGCAGAACCGGAGGCCAUCAUCACCUCAGGUCUGAUAAGCCCGGAAGGACUUGCCAUUGACCACUUCCGCAGAACAAUGUACUGGACAGAUAGUGGCCUGGAUAAGAUCGAGCGGGCCGGGCUGGAUGGUUCGGAGCGUAAGGUCCUCUUCCACACAGACCUGGUGAAUCCGCGAGCCAUCACUGUGGAUCCAAUCCGAGGCAACCUGUACUGGACAGACUGGAAUAGAGAAGCUCCUAAAAUUGAAACGUCAUCUUUAGAUGGAGAAAGCAGAAGAAUUCUGAUCAACAAAGACAUUGGAUUGCCCAAUGGAUUAACCUUCGACCCUUUCUCCAAACUGCUCUGCUGGGCAGAUGCAGGAACCAAAAAACUGGAGUGUACACUACCUGAUGGAACUGGACGACGCGUCAUCCAAAGUCACCUCAACUACCCCUUCAGCAUUGUCAGCUAUUCAGACCACUUCUACCACACAGACUGGCGGAGGGAUGGUGUCAUAUCAGUGGAUAAAGACAGCGGACAGUUUAUAGACGAGUAUCUCCCUGAGCAGCGGUCUCAUCUCUAUGGGAUCACUGUGGUCUACCCCUACUGUCCAGCAGGAAGAAAAUGAACGUGAAAUGUAGAGGAUUUCAAGUUUACAACAAGAAUCUUGACCUAAGAAUAUUACUACAAAAGCAAAGACGGUGAAUAAAGGAAUUGGCCAUCCUAGCUCUUGGCACACAAGAUAAGCAUUUUCAGUGCAGAGACUAAGCAUAUUUUGUGAAGUGUAUACCUCAAUCUUUACUACUGUAUUUUUAAAAGCAAAGGUUAUCACAAGUUUAAAAUAGAAUUGUAGUCAUUGCUUAUAAAAGCAACUUUUUGUAAAAGGCCAAAUUCAUUCGACAAAGAACCAACUACAGCUUAAGACAUUAAGUCUGAUUUUUGCCGUGGAGUCUACUUGGCCAAGAAAAGCAAAGCACAGGACGGCUAUGGAAAUCCAUCCUAAAGCCCACUGAGACCCCUGUCACAAACAACAGAAUACGGGGACAAUGCAGCCUAUUUAUAUUUCCCAGCAAAAGUCCUCAGACUUUAUUUAUACUAAAGGUGCUAGAAUGAUCCCCAAGUGCCUCCACAGAAGCAUCCCUCAAGUAUUCCAUGUAAAACACCAAAGAUGCAGCAGUUUUUAAAAUUUCUACGUAACUCCAAUAAAGUAUUUUAAAGCCUUCUUGUCAUCUAAAGAUCUGUAUUGUCUCGGGGACAAAGUUAAGGUUCGGGUGACUCUAACCAUAAAGGAGGAUGCACAAUAAAAUGGAAAUAGAAUACAUCAAAACAAAACCCACUUUACUUUCCCCAGCUUUAUUAAAGAAAAAGAGCAGUGGUGGUAAAUCUCCAGAACGUGGUCAAUCUCCUGGGAUGCUCCCUUAAAACAUGGCAUUUGAUCUCCAAGCACAUGCUGGUGUACACGGUUCCCAUGACUAAGCAGGUGAGAAGACGGCAUCCAGACGUGCUGCUCAUCUUCCAACUUUACCCAGUCUGUGGUCUGUCUUUGGAUCGGCAAUAAUUGCCUGAACAGCUACUAUAGCUUCAUUGAUUUUCGUCUGUAGCUCUCUGAGCUCUUCUAUGUGCAGCAACCUCAGGAUCUGAGCAGCUUCGUUAAGAACUGCAUCUGUCACAGGACAAGAACAUGGCCUCUGUCUGUCUAUGGGUUCUGUGCGUCUAGCUGCCCGCUUACACCUCAGAACACACGUCCCUCAAAUAGCUUGCUGUCA